This is a messenger RNA of Plutella xylostella (diamondback moth), 5289 nucleotides long. RefSeq names its product Adenylyl cyclase 13E (gene Ac13E). Gene Ontology annotation, biological process: adenylate cyclase-activating G protein-coupled receptor signaling pathway; cyclic nucleotide biosynthetic process; intracellular signal transduction. The record is from RefSeq and is a predicted model, not a curated record. Gene Ontology annotation, molecular function: adenylate cyclase activity. Lineage: Eukaryota; Metazoa; Arthropoda; Insecta; Lepidoptera; Plutellidae. Gene Ontology annotation, cellular component: plasma membrane.
AAUACUCUGUGUGUCUUUAAAAAAAGUGAGUUGAUUGAUUUGGUUGGACGGGUGAAUUUUUUAUCUCUCUGUAAAUUUAAUAUUUUUUCACCUAUUAAAAUAUUUCCUUCAUGAAUCUGUGCUAAAUAUUCUCCUAUUUAUGUGUUUAACAAAGUUUUGUCAAGUGAAAUAAAACCGAAAAAUAAUACCACCUGUUCCUGACACAAUUUCUUGAAGCCAAUAAAAUGUUCUCUAAACAUUGAAUGAACUUAAGAAUGAGGUAUGGCCGUUCAGUGGGGUUGUGUGCAGUAGCAGAGUUUAGAGUUAACAAACAUGAGUGGUCAGGGCUGUGUCAACUGUAAAGAGGGGUCUGACAAUUCCGAUGUGCGACAUGAGGAAGGAUGCUCUGAGGCUGAAGAUGCUCAGAUCCAGCUGGCAUCGCAUGUGCAGGCGUACCUGGCGCACAACAGCCCAACCACCAACUGCUGUGGGCUCACCAUCCCCAUAGCAUUCGAGCGGGCAGCCCCAGGCACCUGUUGGAACCCCAGAUUUGACUCAGAAAUACUUGAGGGCCAAUACCGAAGCAGUUCCUUCCGACAAAUUAGAUUAAGAUUCAGAUUUGCACUUUUAUACAUAUUGAUAUUUUCUAUAUCAUGGUUUGUCUACUUUGUGGUCCUUGGCACCCACGGCAUCACAGUGAAGUGGCCAUUCCUAUGUUCUAUAUUUGCUGCAGUAGUCCUCAUAACAUCCGGUAUGCUGCUAGCCACAUUCAUGGAGGUAUACAAGGUGUACACUUUCAAGUUGUCUCUAGUGAUGGCGCUGGCGCUGUGCGCGCUGAGCCUGUCGCUAGUGAUCCUCACCACGCAGCGGCAGGUGGUGGUGUCGGAGGCGGCUGACAUCAGCCAAUCAGGUCACUUCAUCAUGUGCAUAGAGAUACUGCUGAUCAUCUACACGCUGACGCCACUGCCUCUAUUUGCGUGCGUCAUUAUCGGAGUCAUCUUCUCAAUAGUUUUUGAGGUGUUGAACAUCUUCCUGCACAAGAACAACCAGGAGUUCGAGUACUCGGCGAUGCUGGUGCGCGCGCUGCUGCAGGCCUGCGUGCACGUGGUGGGCGUGCACAUCUACCUCAUGACGUUCGUGCGCAUGCGCGGCACCUUCAUGAAGGUGGGGCAGAGCCUGCUGGUGCGGCGCCAGGUCGAGAUGGAGAAGCAGCUGAAGGAGAAGAUGAUCCACUCGGUCAUGCCGCCGAAGCUCGCGAGCUGGCUCAUGGAGGAGCAAGUCGAUAAACAAGACUCGGAGAGCCCGGUCAAAGGCCACGACCCGUACGCCCACAGGAACUCCAACACCGGCGCGUCGGAUAUUAAGUCCCUCUUCCGUCCGUUCAACAUGAGUUGCAUGGACAACGUGAGCAUCCUAUUCGCCGACAUAGUCGGCUUCACGCGCAUGUCGAGCAACAAGGGCGCGGACGAGUUGGUCAACAUAUUGAACGACCUGUUCGAGAAGUUCGACGAGUUGUGCCAGAACCACGGCUGCGAGAAGAUCUCGACGCUGGGCGACUGCUACUACUGCGUGUCGGGCUGCCCGGAGCCGCGCCCCGACCACGCCACCUGCUGCGUCGAGAUGGGGCUCGGUAUGAUCGAAGCCAUCCAAGACUUCGACCGCGAGCGGGGCGAGGGCAUCAACAUGCGCGUCGGCGUCCACACUGGCACGGUCCUGUGCGGGAUCGUGGGCACGCGACGCUUCAAGUUCGACGUCUGGAGCAAUGACGUCUCGUUGGCCAACAAAAUGGAGUCCACGGGCAUGCCCGGCCGAGUGCAUAUAUCGGAGGAGACCAGUCGGUUCCUGGGAGGGUGCUAUGUGAUGGAGGAGGGAGAGGACGUUGAAGGUCACAAGACAUACUUCAUCGAGGGCCGACAGCUGGGGUUCGCGCGCGAGCCGUGCCUCACGCCCUCCAACCCUGUCAACUUACGCCUCAUCAUCUCCCCCGCCUCGUCCCCACAAUCCGUGCUCUACAUCAACUCCCCACUACCCAUCGGCUCCCCGAACAGCAGAGGAUCACCCAACGAGAAGAGGAAAAUAGACGUGAACAACCUCCUUUCCCCAAACUCCUUCAAUUUCCGAACAAAGGCCAGCUCUCUGCCCAGUAUCCUCGACUCCGAAGCGGAAUUAGACGAGAAAAGGGAACCGGCGUUUCCCGCCAAUGAUUGCUCGAAAAGCCCCACUUCAGUCGGCAGCCACGGCAAAUACACACACAAGUUCAAGAGUUGGAAAGUGCCUCGUUUUCUGCGCAAACAUUCGGACGCGCCGCUGCACAUGAUAAAGAAGCAGGAACUGUUGGAUAAAAACCCUAAUUUCCUUGGGGACGGUGACGCAGGCCUUACCAGUAACGGGUACCACCAAGUGCCUAUAGUAAUAGAAUCUCAAGACAAUAAGGCUCCUCUACAGAGCGCCACCAAACUCAACAUACCGCUGCCUCAUCAAAGCGCGUCAUUCGAACGCGAAGUCAUAGACAUAAGGUCCUACUUGAGCCAGUCGAGAAGCAAUAUGUCUCCAUUUGCCAGAAGUAGCAGCUACAGAUCGCAGUACGGCCGCCCCAACAACAUCGAGAUCCCAGUAUGCCGCGCGCGCAGCUCAACACUCACCACACAAGGCUCGCUACUCCGCCACAAGGACCGACGGUCGCGAGCCGUGUCGCCGCCGCGCGCCACGCCGCCGCCGCGGACGAGUGACGACGCGGUCAGCCUCUGCCCGUCUGUUAAUAGCAGGAAGGACUCGGGCAUCAGGAGCACUAGUCGGCGGUCUAGCAUACAGCAUCAGAUAUUCGCGCUGAACCAAUCCACGCUCGUCGCGUCCCAAACCGACAUCAUGCAACAUCGCGUCUCUGGAUACUACACGUCGAGCUUAUCUUCACUGAACGACCAAACGUCUCGAAGCAGGUUGCCCCCGCCACUCAACGACAAACAAGUGCAAUCAUUGCAGAAACUCCGCAAACAGUCGGAUCUACAACUCAUCAGAUGCGUGCAAGAAAGCGCUAGGACCGGCACUAACUACUUCGUACAACCGCCGCUGAAUCGACUCACCCUGUUCUUUAAAUCAUCCGAAAUGGAGCAGCAUUACAGAGAUAAGGCGCAUAGGAGUGAUGAUUCAGAGGAUUUCCCUCCAACGCUUACAACAUCUAGGUUUAACACAGCCUUUGAUGUUCUAGUCUCGACGAUUAUAUUCUUUGUAGUAUCGGCGUCGAUAUUCGCGCUUUACGACGCGUGGAAGAGUUGGCUCGGAUGGUUCGUGCUAUUCACACUGUUAGAGGCUAUCGCUAUGUCCUUCUGCAUAUACAGACACUACUUGAAGUGGAAGAGAAAACACCAGCCGCUUAGUGAUCACCUCAGCCGCUCUGUGAAGAUAUUCAGAGGUUUGUCCGACUGGUAUCCGUGGCAUUUGUGCGGGAGUGUGCUUAUAAGUUUGCCGAUCCUGGCCGUUCUGAUCAACUUUAACUGUAACAACACUACAAUGACGAUUUUAAGAGGCGAGCAGUCGUUUUAUGUGUAUUUACUCUGCGUGAGUAUAGUUCAGUUCUGUAACUUCACACAAAUGAACUGGCUAGUGAAGAAUACGUUGGUGUCAUUGUUUGCGGGUUUGUUCCUGUUUCUGGCGAUACUCGGGUGCCACGAGUUGAAUACUCAGUUUCUGGACUCGGAUGUGAUGCGUCCUCGAGUUAUAUCACGGAAUCUGACCGAUUUUGUGAACAGCACAGUGAAUGCUACGGACGAGUGGUUGAUAUUAAACGGCACUAGUGAUAAUAUCCCUGUCCAGCAUAGCUUGCACUUGACAGAACUAUACCUAGAUGUGGCGCUUCUGCUCAUGUUGGUUUGGUUCCUAAACAGAGAGUUUGAGAUCAGCUAUCGACUGAGUUUCUACAGCAACGUGGUAGCCAAUAGAGACAAGCAGAAAGUGCAAAACAUGCGGAAUCAAGCUGACUGGCUACUGCACAACAUCAUACCACGACAUGUUGCAGAACAACUCAAAAACACCGCAAAAUACUCCGAGAACCACAAAGACGUUGGAAUAAUAUUCGCCAGCAUCGUCAACUUCAAUGAAAUGUACGACGAGUCGUAUUUAAAAGGGAAGGAGUAUUUACGAGUGCUAAAUGAACUAAUAGCGGACUUCGACGAGCUUCUAGAAAGACCGGAGUUUCAGAACGUAGAGAAGAUCAAGACUAUUGGAAGUACAUUCAUGGCAGCUAGCGGGUUGAACCCCGACCUGCGGCUCGCUUCCAGCGAUCCGAACGAACAUUUGCACCAGCUGAUGGAUUUCGCUAUGGAGAUGCAGAAGGUGGUCGAUAAUUUCAACCAAGACUUACUAGAAUUCGACUUCAUACUGCGUAUCGGGUAUAACUAUGGUGACGUCACAGCGGGCGUUAUUGGAACUUCCAAGCUUUACUACGAUAUAUGGGGGGACGCCGUGAAUAUAGCGUCGAGAAUGGACUCCACGGGGGUAGCCAAUAGGAUCCAAGUAGGCGAGGCCUGCACCUCACUUCUGUCCAGUAAGUACGAGUUCGAACCUCGCGGCAGCGUCUAUGUCAAGGGUAAAGACAAUAUGAAUGUCUACCUACUCGUAGGUAAGAAGGAUGCAUAGAAAAAUGAAACCUAUUUAUUAUAAAAUUAGAAUCUGUGAUUUUUUAAUUAUAUAUUUGAUAUUGAAAUUAAAUGUACAUUAUACAAGUGAAGGUACACUAUGUAGAGAUGUAAGUGAAAUGUACACUAUUUUUACUUUUACCUGUGUUUUUAAGAAUGAGAGUUCUUAUGAAGGCUUCAGAAAUACUCCUAGUUAAAUCUACGAUGGUUUUUAAUAUAUCGAGCUUCGAUAGAUCUUUGUACAUAAAAGCAAGCUACAUGGCUAUUCGAACUAAAGUUAUUUUCAUAUAGUUGUAAGGUAGCUCCUUGCCUAAUGUUCUAUCGAAUAUAAUUGAUAAUUCUAUGACCAGUGCUCUAGUCUACAAAUGAAAUUUCCUUUUAAAUGUGACUGUAUAUUGGAACAAUAUACCUAUUUAUAUGUAUAUAAACAUUCUAGGUUAAGAAUAUGAUUUGUGUAAUAUUGUGACUAAUAAACUAAUAAGAAUAAUUAAUACUUAGUGAAAUUAAAUCAUAAUAUGUUUUAUGACCAACGUCAAUCUUAAAAAUGUACUCCCAAUGAAAGACGUAAAUUAUAUUGUAUACUUACUUAGUGAGAAAUAACAAAGGGUACUAAUACUAAUAUAAUAACCUAUAUCGGAUUUAUGUUACACGUGUAUGUAAAUGUUAUGUGAUUUUUGAA